Molecule: messenger RNA, 3103 nt
Organism: Propithecus coquereli (Coquerel's sifaka)
Lineage: Eukaryota; Metazoa; Chordata; Mammalia; Primates; Indriidae
Gene: IL31RA
Product: interleukin 31 receptor A
Exons: 13
Coding region: 1-2349 (782 amino acids)
Biological process (GO): cytokine-mediated signaling pathway
Cellular component (GO): signaling receptor complex; external side of plasma membrane
Molecular function (GO): cytokine receptor activity; cytokine binding
Source: RefSeq, a predicted model, not a curated record
AUGGACUCGCGUACAUCUCGAGGCCCUGGCCGUGAGGAUCUGGCCAGAAGAAAACCGGAGCCUGGGCACCUAGGGGUUGUGUGCGGCGACGGGAGCCACAGUGAAGCUGCCGGUCCGGGAAGCUGCUUCCGCCCACGUCCAGAGCUCACGGAGGCGGUUCCCAGAGGCAGCCCUGACCGGGUGGUCCUUCCCCUCUCUCCACCUAGCGGCGGGAGCCUUCCCCGGGCGGCGCAGGAGGUGGGACGGGUGGAACCGGGGACUGCGCUGAGCAGCUGCGAAGGUUUUCCUGCCACUGGGACUCUGGCUGCGCUCAGCUCUUAUGGAAGUAAAAGUGAAAAUUGUACAACCAAUAGUUCUACAAGUGAAAAUCGUGCUUCGUGCUCUUUUUUUCCUCCAAGUGUAACAAACAUAGAUAAUUGCACCAUUGAAGUGGAAGCUCAAAAUGCAGAUGGUGUAAUUAAAUCUGAUAUGACAUAUUGGAAUUUAGAUGCCAUAGCAAAAACCGAACCACCUGGGAUUCUCAGUGUGAAACCAGUUUUGGGUAUCAAACGAAUGGUUCAAAUAAAAUGGAAAAGACCUGAGUUGGCACCUGCUUCAUCUAAUUUAAAAUACACACUUCGAUUCAGGACAAUCAAUAGUACCCGCUGGAUGGAAGUCAACUUCACUGAUAGGCAUUCCAAUACAGACCAAACCUACAACCUCACGGGGCUGCAGGCUUUUGCGCAAUAUGUCAUAGCUCUGCGAUGUGUGGCCGAGGAGUCAAGGUUCUGGAGCGCCUGGAGCCAGGAAGAAAUGGGAACAACUGAGGAGGAAGCUCCAUAUGGCCUGGAUCUGUGGAGAAUCUUGAGACCAGCUGAGGCAGAUGGAAGGAGGCCAGUGUGGUUGCUGUGGAAGAAUGCAAGAGGAGCCCCAGUCCUGGAGAAAACACUUGGCUACAACAUACGGUACUUUCCAGAAAACAACACUAACCUCACAGAGGCAAUGAACACCACUAACCGGCAGCUUGAACUGCAUCUGGGAGGCGAGACCUAUUGGGUGUCUGUGAUUUCAUAUAAUUCUCUUGGGGAGUCUCCAGUAGCCACCCUGAGAAUUCCGGCUAUUCAUGAAAAGUCAUUUCGGUGCAUUGAGGUCGUGCAGGCCUGCCUUGCUCAGGACCAGCUGGUGGUGGAGUGGCAAAGCUCUGAUCCGGAGGUGGACACAUGGAUGGUUGAGUGGUUCCCAGAUUUGGACGCAGAGCCCUCUGCUUUUUCCUGGGAGUCUGUGUCUCAGGCCAGGAACUGGACAAUCCAGCAAGAUAAAUUGAAACCUUUCUGGUGCUAUAACAUCUCUGUGUAUCCAGUGUUGCAAGACCAAGUGGGCGAGCCAUAUUCCAUUCAGGCUUAUGCCAAAGAAGGUGUUCCAACAGAAGGUCCUGUGACCAAGGUGGAGGACAUUGGUGUGAAGACAGUCACAAUCGCAUGGAAAGAGAUUCCCAAGAGUAAGAGAAAUGGUAUCAUCAGUAACUACACCAUAUUUUGCCAAGCCGAAGAUGGAAAAGAAUUCUCCAAGACAGUCAACUCCAGCAUGCUGCAGUAUGGCCUGGAGUCCCUGACACGAAAGACCUCUUACACUGUUCAGGUCAUGGCCAGCACCAGUGCUGGGGGAGCCAAUGGGACAACGAUAAAGUUUAAGACAUUGUCAAUCAGUGUCUUUGAGAUGUUCCUUAUAACUUCUCUGACUGGAGGAGGGCUUCUUAGUCUCAUCAUCCUGACAGUGGCAUAUGGUCUCAAAAAACCCAACAAAUUGACUCACCUGUGUUGGCCCAAUGUCCCCAAUCCUGCCAAAAGUAGUAUAGCCACAUGGCAUGGAGAUGAUUUCAAGAAUAAACUAAAUCUGAAGGAAUUUGAUGACUCCGUGAACCUGGAAGAAGACAGGAUCCUAAAACCAUAUUCUACCCCCAGUGACCUUAUUGACAAGUUGGUGGUGAACUUUGAGAAUUUUCUGGAAGACAUUUCUAUAGAGGAAGCUGGAAAGAGUCAGGAAAACAUUUUGGAAGAGGAAAAGAAUGAGUACAUGACUUACCCCUACAGGCCUGACUGUCCCCCAGGGAAGAGUUUUGAGGAGUCCCUGGUUUCCACUGAGAUUCCUCCCAGAAAAUCACAACACCUGCGUUUGAGAAUGCCGGAAGGGACCUGCUCAGAAGCCAAAGAGCAACUUCUCUUUUCUGGUCCGAGUUUAGGGCCAGACAAUCUCUGUGAGGAAGGAGCACCAAAUCCAUAUUUGAAAAAUUCAGUGACAACUAGAGAAUUUCUUGUGUCUGAAAGACUUCCAGAGCACACCAAGAGAAGUUUAAAUGCCACCGUGCCAUGAGACCCUUGGAGCCUCGGUGUGGAUGACCUUUGCCUAGAGAAAAUACCACCACGUUUCCAUGGCUCCUCCUCACCGUCCCCCUGCCCCCGAGCUGCUAGCUAAGCUUGGCUGACACAGAUGUGAACUGGUGCUGGGAAGAAGGAGGGAUGGUAAGAAGCCCCAGUGCUUUGUAGAGGAAAAGCAAUUUCUUGUCUUGUGUUCAGAAAGCAGGCUGUCACGAAGGCCUCCUGACAGAUUGACUUUGAAGGACAAGCCCAGGUUCUGAGCCCAAAGGAUUCCUGAGUUGGACAUACCUGGCUCCCCAGAAAUGGGGUCGUGGUCACAGCCUUUGCUGGGGCUCCUCCACAGAGUUCCAGGAGGGCCUUUCCCUGUCACCAGAGGAUGGUUGUUUAAUUGGUCCUUGGUCUGGUGGGAGCCUGGGCUCUGGGCUUCCCCUCUGAGACAGCCCUGAAAUGUUACUCUCCCUACACAGAGGGGCCGGAAAUGGAGUGGACCUUCCUAAGGGCGUGGCUGGGGCUUCUCCUAAUCCUCAUUAAAUCUCAAGUGUCUGCAGCAACACCGCACCCUGGACUCUUCACCCGCAUUUACAGCACAGUGACUGCUAACAAAUCAAGGAAGGAGGGAGGGUCCCAGAGGGGUGCCGGGGAGGGGACUCUGCUGGGUGCAGGUCUGCCAGUCUCCAGGCCACCUCCCAGCUCUGCUGCCCUCCCAUCUUGCCCCUGAGCCUGGCAGUAGAAAGGCACCAGACAUUGCA